AUGGAUAACUCGACGAAAUCGAAGCGUAAUCGUGCAGAGAAAAAAACCAAAGAACAGCAACAGCAAAAACAAAAAGAAUCAGAGGAUGAAAGCAUUAAUGAUCAUGAAAAUGUUUUUCAUGAAGAUUCUCAACAGGAAAAGAGAAUACCUGAACCAAAUAUAGCAACAAUCGUUCCUGUGACACAAGCAAUGUCUUCCAAUCCCAAUCGUUCAGGAUCUGUAGGUUCAUCUGUAGCUUCAACAAUAAAUAAUCCAAAUUCUUCGAAUUCAAAUAAAAACCAACAAAGUCAAAAAAUUAAACUUGCAGCACCAGAAGAAAAAUCAGGUUUAGAAGCGAACUCAAUCGGGGAUAUUGCAGAAAUCACUGAACGUGUUGCAAAUAUAACUAUUGAACAAAAUCCAAAAGGUCCACCAACUUUUAUCCAACCAAAACCUCAACAAACUCGUGCUGAACGUCGUGCUAUUCAAGAAGCCCACAGAGCUGCGAAACAAUCAAAACAGAAACCAAGUACAACUACUCAAAAACUCAAUGAACCGUCACAAGCUGCAGGAAAUGUAAAAAAAACAACUACUGAUCAUCUUUCUACAUCAACUUUGUCAACACAUUUAUCAACACCUCAUAGACUUCAAUCUGAAGCUGGCGAUUCAACACUAUCAGUUAUUUCAAAAUCAGCAAGACCAUCUACUAAUGCAACAGCUAUUGCUACUAUUGCCACUACUGCUCUACCUUCAAAUCAGUCUCAACAAAAUCAACAACAGAAAAGGUUUGAUGAUGGACGUGUGACACUUUUUGCUCAUCUUACAAUUUAUACACGUAAUCUUGAUCGUCUUGCAACAAAAUCUGAGUCAAAAUUAGUACAUCCAGCUAUUGUUAAGUUAGGUUUACAGUAUGCAACGAGACAAAUAGUUGGUUCCAAUUUACGAUGUGUAGCAUUUCUUUUUGCUAUUCAAAAAAUGCUUGAAGAUUAUGAAGGUCCACUAGGUUCCAAUAAUCUAUCUACACUUGAUCCUGUUGAUCUUAAUUCAAGAUUAAAAAUCAAUAUUAAUUUUCUUACAAAAUGUCGUCCAAAUGCUGUAACCAUGGGUACAGCUAUACGUUAUCUAAAAACUCAUAUUGAACGUAUACCACGCAAUAUAACUAAUGAAAAAGUUAAAGCAUUACUUAGUGAUGUUAUUAAAAGUUUCUUACGAGAAAAAAUUGAAUUAGCUGGUAUAGCUAUUGCUGAAACAUAUGCUAUUACAAAAAUCACCAAUGGAGAUGUUAUUCUCAUAUUUGGACAUUCUUCAUUAAUAAUGCGUAUUUUGGAAACAGCAAUUAAUCGUGGAAUUAAUUUUCGAGUCAUUAUUGUUGAUUCUCGUCCACAAGAACAUGGUCUUAAAUCUGCUCGUAGACUAUUGUCAUUGAAUGUGAAAUGUAGUUAUGUACUUAUUAAUGCAGUACCAUUUAUUAUUUCUGAGGUAACAAAAGUAUUGCUAGGUGCACAUGGUUUAUUAGGUAAUGGCUAUGUCAUGAGUCAAGUUGGUACAGCACAAAUAUCUCUUAUUGCUAAAACACAUAAUGUUCCUGUACUUGUCUGUUGCGAAACAUAUAAAUUUUGUGAACGUGUUCAAACUGAUAGUUUCGUUUUCAAUGAGCUUGGUGAUCCAAAUGAUUUAACUGUUAAUCAUUCAUUGCUUUACGAAGCUAUGCGAUCUUCAUCGUCAACAGCAGAAACUUCUAAUUCAUCAAAGUCAAACUUGAAUAUUCUUAAUAUGACAUAUGAUGUUACACCACCGACAUUUAUAAGCGCAGUUAUUACAGAAUUAGGAAUAUUACCUUGUACAUCAGUAGCGGUUGUCAUCCGUAUGCAGAAUAAACAACUUGAUGACAUAUGUGGGCAAGAGCAACAAUCCAUAGUGAAGACGACAACAGCAGUAACGACAACAUCAAAUAUUAAUAUGUUUGCUACUCAUUUAGAAACUGUUCAAUAA
Molecule: messenger RNA, 1971 nt
Organism: Rotaria socialis
Lineage: Eukaryota; Metazoa; Rotifera; Eurotatoria; Philodinida; Philodinidae
Source: the annotation of a GenBank genome assembly